AUUUAAUUGGGAGAUUUCUGCCAAAAGAAAAAAGCAGAGGUAAACACACAAGACAAUAGUAUUUUUGAGGGAUUUUUGUAGAUUACCCGAACAUAAACCCCGUAUCGUUUCAGCUUUUUCAUUUGAGAAUUCAGAAGAAUCAUAUCAAAAAAAAAAAAAUGUACGUGAUGCGACGGGUUACAUCAAAUUUUCUAAGAAGGAUUCGAAUUCCUUCUCAUCAAUUUAUAAAUUCUCAUGGAAUUACAACCAAUUAUUCUGUCAAUUCACUCUCAAGUAAAUCAAGAUUUUCCUAUAGUAAACACGGUUAUGCAGAAUUUAAAGAUUCGCAUCCUUGGACUAUUUUAGCUGGACCAGCUGCAAUUAUUCUGGGGAUCAAUGUCAAUCCUGUAUUAGCAUUAGCAGAUACACCGAAUGAAAGUGGUUCUGGAACCGAAUCAAAAGAGGAUAAUUUAAUUGGAUUACGCAAAGUUGAGGAUGGUUCUGUGAUAUCCAAUGAGCACACUUCUAAAUGGAGAAUAUUUACCGACAAUGGGAGGGAAUACUUCCUUCAGGGAAAGGUGGAUGAAGCUGAGAAAUUCUUUUGUUCUGCUCUGGAAGAAGCUAAAAAAGGUUUUGGAAAUCAAGAUCCUCACGUUGCAUCUGCUUGCAACAAUUUGAUUCUGCUAUUCUUUCAGGCAGAGUUGUACAGAGUCAAGAAGGCAUUUGAUAAAGCAGAACCUUUGUAUUUGGAGGCUGUCAAAAUAUUGGAGGCAUCAUAUGGUCCUGAUGAUAUACGUGUGGGGGCUGCCUUUCACAACCUUGGACAGUUUAAUUUUGUGCAACGCAAACUAGAAGAAGCUCGUCAAUGCUACGAGCGCGCUUUAAAGAUAAAGAGGCGUGUUUUAGGACAUGGGCAUACUGAUUAUGCAGAUACAAUGUUUCAUCUUGGAACAGUGCUGUAUCUGCAAGGAAAAGAAAAGGACGCUGAAGAUCUUAUUCAAGAUUCUAUUCAAAUAUUAGAGGGAGCUGGCCAAGGGGAGUCAAAUUUGUGCAUAAGGAGAUUGCGAUAUCUCUCACAGAUGUAUAUGAAAUCCAAUCGUCUUGCUGAAGCUGAGAACGUGCAGAGAAAGAUCCUGCAUAUUAUGGAACUGUCAAAGGGAUGGGAUUCUAUGGACACUGUAAUAGCAGCUGAAAGACUGGCCUUGACUUUACAAGGAGCUGGUAGCUUAAAAGAAGCAAGAGAGCUUCUAGAAAGGUGUUUGGAGACUCGGAAAUCUAAACUUCCUGAAGAUCAUAUCCAGAUUGGUGCUAACAUGCUUCACAUUGCCAGGGUGGCAAUGCUGAACACAAGUCGAGUUAGAGGGGUUUCCAUUUCUGAAACGGUUGCUGAGCUUGAUAAGGCCAAAGAUCUUUUGCACAAUUCAACAAGCUUGUUUUACCUGUGGAACGCCUAUCAAGAUGGCGAAACUGGUGACUGUUUUGAUUAUUCUCCAAUCAACUAUGAUUUAAAAGUCACUAGAUUAUGGGCUAUAAAUUGCUGAAGAGGUUUACUUUGGAAAGAUAUCAGAUGCAGUCUUGAAUAUCUUGUUAAUUAGUAUGGUGUUUGUGUUGUCUAGUUUUAAAGGGCAGUGGGAUUCCAAAGGGAUUCUAUUGCUUUCAUGACUGAUUAGAUUUUGGGACUUCUACUAGCACUGCUGUCCUAUCAUAGCAUUUCUUAAUUUGGCUCUCAUGAUUUGAUUGUAGCUGUGUCUUGGAUUGCCUUUCCUGGCACCAUUCUUGUAUGCCAUUACUGUGCUAAAAUCGCAUACACCCUUGGCUAUGCCAUUAAAAUUUUGUUUGAAACUACAACAAUAUUUCCAUCAAAAUCGAUGACACAUCCAUUAGGAACCCCUUAGUGGAGUUGAUGAAUUAAUGGUUUUUAGGAGGUGAGAAUAGUUUCAAGAAAUCAGGAUAUCCUGGCUUAAAGCAUAGUGCCUUUUUGGGAGAGGUUUGUUGAACUCUGGAGUAAGUUUCAAUAGCACAAUCUGAAGAUCUGUCUUUGAUAUCAAUAGUUUCUUCUUCUCUCAUUUCUUUUUCUAUUUCAAUUUGAGGAUCCUAGAGUUUUAGUGUCCACUUUACCUUAAGUUUUUGAUUCUUGUGAACAUUACUUUUCAUUCUUUUAUCUCAUAUUUGUAAAUUGGAAAAGGGAUGUACCAUUAGUUACUAUACACCGGUUUUUCCAAUGUAUAUCAUUAGUCAAAUUUGUUUUAGUGAUUUGAUCCUAUCAAAGUUGAUGUUCACACCAUUUUCAUGAAUCAAAAUAAUAAACUCAAGAUAGGAGUAUAUACAGUUUUC
Molecule: messenger RNA, 2313 nt
Organism: Mercurialis annua (annual mercury)
Lineage: Eukaryota; Viridiplantae; Streptophyta; Magnoliopsida; Malpighiales; Euphorbiaceae
Exons: 15
Coding region: 159-1520 (453 amino acids)
Molecular function (GO): protein binding
Source: RefSeq, a predicted model, not a curated record